CUAGCAAAGACAGCAAUGCCGCCGCCUACGCCACAACGAAACCACCGUGCUAGCGAUGCUGCUUCUGAAGGGAGCCAUAUAUCGCAACAAGCACCAAUUAUUGAUCCAUCGUCCUACGUUAUAGUCACGCCGCAGAGCGAGGCGCCACCUUGGCCACCAAUGCAACCCCUCGACCCGCAACACCGCCCUUUAACGUCAGCACCCGCUCAUAUGCCCAUCUCUGGUGUUGAGCACGACUGGAUGAUCUCUCCGGACUUCAGCAACCAUGGCUUUGGGCCGGUCCCGAAUCUAGGAGACCUGCCUGCACUAUCUGAACGUGAAAUUGGCAAUAUCGAAUUCCUUCAUGGCCUGCCAUCCGCGGAGGAUUGGUCAAGGUGGCAUGCUGGAUCAGCUGCGGACGUCAGUACAGAUCUGGAUGGCUAUCCACCCCGAGGCCGUCAAGCACCCAACAAUUAUCAUUCUCCGCCCAUGGGCGGCAUUAUAAAUGGCUGAGGUUGAACACGUCUACAUCGCAAUGAUGUGGCCAUGGCUGGGCCGUCACCCACUACUUGGGAUCGACAAUCUUGCACUUGAAUCAAAGAUGACGCUGGCUGGUCCCACUGCUCUAGCCUGCAUCGUCAUCAAAAUGCUCAGUCGACAGUCCACUCAUGAUCGCUGUUCCGCAUAUAAGUGCUCAGUCCAGCGACAUCUCGACUCGCAGUCGCCUUGACAUCUCCGUUGCCUAAGAAGGCAAAUCCUGUACUCCUAGUCAGCACGCAAUUGAAGGCAUAUUAUGAUGGCUUACUGUUU
Pseudocercospora fijiensis CIRAD86 is the source of this 789-nucleotide messenger RNA. RefSeq lists its product as uncharacterized. The record is from RefSeq and is a predicted model, not a curated record. NCBI's taxonomy places the organism in Eukaryota, Fungi, Ascomycota, Dothideomycetes, Mycosphaerellales, Mycosphaerellaceae. Bases 16 to 492 code for a protein of 158 amino acids. The transcript has a single exon.